Messenger RNA from Sinocyclocheilus grahami, 5021 nucleotides. RefSeq names its product UDP-glucose:glycoprotein glucosyltransferase 1-like. NCBI's taxonomy places the organism in Eukaryota, Metazoa, Chordata, Actinopteri, Cypriniformes, Cyprinidae. Gene Ontology annotation, molecular function: UDP-glucose:glycoprotein glucosyltransferase activity. Gene Ontology annotation, cellular component: endoplasmic reticulum. Gene Ontology annotation, biological process: ERAD pathway. The record is from RefSeq and is a predicted model, not a curated record. The transcript is spliced from 36 exons. The coding region runs from base 1 to 4197 and encodes 1398 amino acids.
AUGGACCCCUCAUACCGUCCAAACAUGGCAACUCACGAAGCGGAUUCAAAAGCCGGUGCUGGCUUUUGUGGGAAAAUGUGGAUGUUGUGUGCUGCACUGCUGGCUCUGGGCUCUGUCCACUCUGUCAAUGGGGACUCAAAAGCUGUCACAACAACACUGACCACUAAAUGGCCCUCUACACCACUUCUGCUGGAGGCCAGUGAGUUCCUUGCUGAAGAGAGUCAAGACAAGUUCUGGGACUUCGUGGAAGCCACUCAAAAUAUUGAAAAUGAUCAUGAUGACACGGAUCAGGCUUACUACGAUCUGAUCCUGAAGAGAGCCAGUGUGCUGCUGAGCCCAGUGCAGCUAAACCUGCUGAAGUUCGCCUUAUCUCUGAGGGCCUACUCAUCCACCGUCCAUUCCUUCCAGCAGAUUGCAUCUAAUGAGCCUCCUCCACCUGGCUGUGAAGCGUUCUUUAACGUACAUGGACAGACAUCUUGUGAUGCAGAAAGACUUAAAGUCAUGCUGGAUGACGCCUUAGAACGGCCCAAGCCAUACCUGUUCAAAGGUGAUCACAAAUUCCCCUCAGCCAAUCCCGAUGCACCCGUUGUGAUUCUUUAUGCUGAGCUGGGCACCAAAGAAUUCUCCAGAUUCCAUCAGCUGAUGCUGGCCAAAGCCAACAAGGGCCUGAUCACUUACGUUUUACGUCACUUUCUGUCUAACCCCAGCAAGAGUAAAGUGCACCUGUCUGGAUAUGGAGUGGAACUGGCCAUCAAAAACCAAGAGUACAAAGCCAAAGAUGACACGCAAGUUCAAGCUGGAGCUGAUGUGAAUGCCACUGUAAUAGGUGAAAACGAUCCUGUGGAUGAAGUCCAGGGCUUUCUGUUUGGCAAACUCAAGACCAAUUAUCCUGAACUUAAGGAACAGCUGAAGGAACUCCGGAAGCAUUUGAUUGAGAGCACCAAUGAGAUGGCCCCACUUAAAGUCUGGCAGAUGCAAGAUCUCAGCUUUCAGACUGCCGCCCGUAUCCUGGCAGCUCCCUCUGUGGAUGCUCUCAAUGUCAUGAGGGAUUUGAGCCAGAACUUCCCCACCAAAGCUAGGUCCAUAACAAAAACGGUGGUUAAUUCAGAGAUCCGGAAAGAGAUUGAGGAAAAUCAAAAGUAUUUUAAAGGGACGUUAGGUCUCCAGCCAGGGGACUCGGCUCUGUUUAUAAAUGGACUCCAUAUUGACCUGGAUGUGCAGGAUAUUUUCAGUGUUUUUGACGUGUUGAGGAAUGAGGCAAGGGUCAUGGAGGGCCUGCGUAGUCUGCUCGUAGACACACCCUACAUCCACGACAUCCUCAAACUCAACAUCCAGCCCUCAGACUCUGACUACGCAGUGGACAUCCGCAGCCCUGCUGUUAACUGGAUUAACAACCUGGAGACAGAUGGCAGAUAUGCAUCCUGGCCCUCUAAUGUGCAGGAGCUGCUGCGGCCCACCUUUCCUGGAGUCAUUCGACAGAUCCGGAAAAACUUUCAUAAUCUGGUGAUGAUUCUGGAUCCGACUCUUGAGAACACGGCAGUGCUGAUCAGUGUGGCUGAGAUGUUUUACAGCAACAACAUCCCACUCAGGAUUGGAGUGGUGUUUGUGGUGAAUGAUUCUGAUGAGGUGGAUGGGAUGCAGGAUGCUGGUGUGGCUCUACUUCGAGCUUUCAACUAUAUUGCUGAUGACAUUGACAGCCAGAUGGCCUUCGAUGCCGUCAUAUCUAUGUUGAACAGAGUUCCCAGUGGAGGCAAACUGAAGGUGGAGCAUGUGGUGGGCGUGUUGGAGAAGAGAUAUCCUUAUGUAGAGAUCAGCAGCAUCCUGGGGCCUGACUCUGCCUACGACAACAACAGAAAAGAGGGAAAGGCAUAUUAUGAGCAGACUGGUGUUGGCCCACUGCCCGUGGUGUUGUAUAAUGGAAUGCCUUUACAACGUGAGCAGUUAGACCCAGAUGAACUUGAGACAGUCGUCAUGCACAAGAUUCUGGAGACCACAAGUUUUUUUCAGCGCACCGUCUACCUGGGUGAACUGAACAGUGACCAUGAUGUGGUGGAUUUUAUCAUGAAUCAGCCCAACGUGGUCCCACGAAUCAAUUCCAGAAUCCUGAGCACCAGCAGGAAUUAUCUGGACCUUGCUGCCACCAACAAUCAUUUUAUUGAUGAAUAUGCACGUUUCCUCUUUCUGGACACCAAAGACAAGAACGCAGCGGUGGCCAACAGCAUGAAUUACAUGACAAAGAAAGAUGAUGGCAUCAUCCGUCCAGUGACUUUCUGGGUAGUGGGCGACUUUGACCAGCCCUCAGGACGACAGCUGCUGUACGAUGCUAUACGUCACAUGAAAACCAGUAAUAAUGUACGAUUAGGAGUGAUCAAUAAUCCCAGUGAGAACCCGUCUAAUGAGAAGAGCCUAAUUGCUCGAGCCAUAUGGGCAGCCAUGCAAACCCAAACCGCCAACAACGCCAAAAACUUCAUCACCAAAAUGGCUAAAGAAGAGACUGCACAGGCUCUUUACAGAGCUCUGUGUCUGAGACCAGCUGUCGUGCCCACUCAGGUGUUGAAGCAGCUGGUCAACGUCAACCUGCGAGUGUUCAUGAACUGCCAGUCCAAGCUCUCUGACCUCCCACUGAAAAGUUUUUAUCGAUAUGUCUUGGAGCCGGAGAUUUCGUUUAUGGCGGAUAGCAGCUUUGCUCCUGGUCCGUUGGCUAAGUUCUUGGAUAUGCCACAGUCGCUGUUGUUUACCCUCAACCUAAACACCCCUGAGAGCUGGAUGGUCGAGUCUGUCCACACACGCUACGAUCUGGAUAACAUCUACCUUGAAGAGAUUGACAGUGUCGUGGCCGCUGAGUACGAGUUAGAAUAUUUAUUACUGGAGGGUCAUUGUUUUGACGUAACAACAGGUCAGCCACCCCGUGGGCUGCAGUUCACUCUGGGCACUGCCUCCAACCCUGUCAUAGUCGACACCAUCGUCAUGGCCAACCUGGGUUAUUUCCAGCUGAAAGCAAACCCAGGAGCUUGGAUUCUCAGACUGCGGAAAGGCAGGUCGGAUGAUAUCUACAAAAUCUACAGUCACGAUGGCACAGACUCUCCAGCCGAAGCUGAUGAUUUAAUCGUCGUCCUUAACACCUUCAAGAGCAAGAUCAUUAAAGUGAAAGUGCAGAAAAAGCCUGAUAUGAUGAAUGAGGAGCUUCUAAGUGAUGGUACCCAUGAGAACGACUCUGGAUUCUGGACAUCUCUAACCAGAGGAUUUACUGGUGGUUCAAAGCCAGAAGAACCCAAACAGGAGAAAGAAGAUGUCAUUAACAUUUUUUCUGUGGCAUCUGGCCACCUGUACGAGAGGUUCCUCAGGAUAAUGAUGCUGUCUGUGAUCAAACACACCAAGACACCCGUCAAGUUCUGGUUCCUCAAAAACUACCUGUCUCCAACUUUUAAGGAGUUUAUUCCGUAUAUGGCAGAGAAGUAUGGUUUCCAGUAUGAGUUGGUACAGUAUAAAUGGCCACGCUGGCUUCACCAGCAGACAGAAAAGCAAAGGAUCAUCUGGGGAUAUAAGAUCCUGUUCCUCGAUGUGCUGUUCCCCCUGGCUGUGGACAAGAUCCUCUUUGUAGAUGCGGAUCAGAUAGUUCGCACAGACCUGAAGGAGCUGCGGGACUUUGAUCUGGAGGGAGCGCCGUACGGUUACACGCCUUUCUGUGAGAGCAGAAGAGAGAUGGAUGGAUACCGUUUCUGGAAGUCUGGCUACUGGGCCAGUCAUUUGGCAGGACGUAAAUACCACAUCAGUGCUCUAUAUGUGGUCGAUCUGAAGAAGUUCAGGAAGAUCGCAGCUGGAGACAGACUGAGAGGGCAGUACCAGGGUCUGAGUCAGGAUCCCAACAGCCUGUCCAACCUGGACCAGGAUCUGCCCAACAACAUGAUCCACCAGGUGCCUAUAAAGUCACUUCCUCAGGAGUGGCUUUGGUGUGAGACCUGGUGUGAUGAUGCAUCUAAACAGAAAGCCAAGACUAUAGAUCUGUGCAAUAACCCACAGACAAAAGAGCCCAAGCUGCAGGCUGCUGUGCGUAUAGUAGCCGAGUGGAGCAACUAUGACCAGGAGAUAAAGGGAAUCUACAACAACUUCCUGGAGGAGAAAGAGAGAGGCACCACAGACAGCUAUCAGCAAACAGACAGAAAACACCCAGGUGGUGACACUCACUCAGAGCUUUGAGCUGAUGCUCUGCGACCGAAGAACAGGGGACUCUGUUCAAAGAGUCAUCUUUUCUUCAACCUUUUUAAACCAAGCCUAUCCUCCAGGAAUGGGUUGACAUUCGUGCUGAACUUGACUUGAACAGAAUUAAUGCAAAAUUCCCUCGUUUGUAUCUGAAUACUUGUGGACGUGUUGGGGUUCUGGGUAAACGACACGAGCAGAGGACGUCUCCUCUAUCCAGGCACAUCUGAUAUUUCCCCUUCACCCCAUACAACACUAUGGGCCUUUCAUAUGCUAUAAACAAUACCAGUUCCUCUAGAGUAAAAAAAAAAAAACUAGUGCAGUCUCGACUGGUCGAGGUAGUUUCAUAGGGAAUAACUUAAUUGAACUGCAUUUAACUUAAUUGAACUGCAUUGAAUUAAACUACAUGUGCGCAAUUUUAAUAUUAAAGCAGAUUUGAUAAAUGUCCCUCUUAGCUGUAACUCACUCUCAUGAAAAUGAUUAUUAAAUCAUGAAACAUGAGAUGCAGACCACCCAUGGUGUUGAAAUGCCACGGCAACAAAGUGAUGUUAUAAUAGUUAGACUUUAAAGCACAGAUCAUUUCCUGUGACACAUCACCGUUCAGUUAGAGGCUCCAUUUCAAAAUUCAGAUUCAUCUUUUGGUAAACAAGCCAGCACUAGUCUGUUUUUGUGAUUCUGAAAGUGGUGUUUCCAUGCGCGGUUUAAUACAAAAAUUUUGAAAUUGCAUCGCUCUACAAAGUGACGCAUCAAAAGACCUUUUAACUCAGGAACAAGCUAUUCGGUCGAUUUAGUCACAGCUAAAGAAUUUAUUUUUUUCCGUUCCG